Molecule: messenger RNA, 142 nt
Organism: Dentiscutata erythropus
Lineage: Eukaryota; Fungi; Glomeromycota; Glomeromycetes; Diversisporales; Gigasporaceae
Source: the annotation of a GenBank genome assembly
GUAUAAAGAAAUAUUCUCACUUCCAAGUAUGUUUUCUGCUGAAGCCAUAGAACAAGAAACUUUCUUAUCUCCAAAUACAUUCUCUGCUAAAAUUGUAGAACUUGUCUUCAACUUUUCAUUGAUACUUCCCACCACUACUUAA